AUGUUCCUCCAGCCGCGGCAGACGCAGACCGAGCUCCACGGCUACGCGGUGGAAUUCAGCCCGUUCGUGGACAAUUUGAUAGCAGUCGGAACGGCACAAUACUUCGGAAUCGUGGGUAAUGGCCGUCAGCACGUGUACGAGAUGCUCCCAGCGGGAGGAUUAGCUCCGAUCCGAGCGUUUGACACGCCACAGGGCAUCUACGACUGCGCGUGGAGCGAGAACCACGGACAGCAGCUCGUGAGUUCGUGCGCCGACGGGUCUGUGAAACUCUGGCACUUGCAGACACGCGACCAGUUUCCGAUCCAGAACUACCACGAGCACAAACAGGAGGUCUCUGGGGUGAACUGGAACUUAGUGUCGAAAGACUCGUUCGCGUCGGCAUCAUGGGACGGCACGGUGAAGAUCUGGAAACCCGAGGUGCCACACUCGAUCUUGACGCUUGCAGAGCACUCCAGCGCAGUGUAUAAUGCAGUGUGGAACACGCAAAAUAACUCGUUGGUAGCGUCGUGCUCCGGGGACGGAACUGUUAAGAUCUGGGAUCUCAACAGUGCACGCUCUGUUACAACGAUCGGUGCACAUAGCAACGAAGUGCUCGCUAUGGACUGGAAUAAGUACAACCAGUUCGAAGUUGUGUCCGGAUCGGCCGACUGCACCAUCAAAGUCUGGGAUAUCCGAAACCCGACACGUGAGGUGCGGAUGCUUCCAGGUCACAAUUAUGCUGUGCGAAGGAUCAAGUGCUCACCACAUGAUCCAGAUGUGAUCGCAUCGGCGUCGUACGACAUGUCGGUCGGGGUUUGGAACACUAAAUCACCAUAUCCGCGGCUUCAGAACGCGCAGCACCAUAGUGAGUUCGUGUUCGGCUUCGAUUUCAGUCUCUUUGUGGAUGGUUUAGUGGCCUCGUGCUCCUGGGACCGGCAGGUAGCUGUGUGGAAUUACUUCGGCGGACCACCUCCGUCGCCGCCGCGCUAA
This is a messenger RNA of Phytophthora nicotianae INRA-310, 969 nucleotides long. RefSeq lists its product as hypothetical. Gene Ontology annotation, cellular component: cytosol; peroxisomal matrix. The transcript has 4 exons. Gene Ontology annotation, molecular function: protein binding. Gene Ontology annotation, biological process: protein import into peroxisome matrix. NCBI's taxonomy places the organism in Eukaryota, Oomycota, Peronosporomycetes, Peronosporales, Peronosporaceae. The coding region runs from base 1 to 969 and encodes 322 amino acids. The record is from RefSeq and is a predicted model, not a curated record.